Nematostella vectensis (starlet sea anemone) is the source of this 2233-nucleotide messenger RNA. RefSeq lists its product as uncharacterized. Lineage: Eukaryota; Metazoa; Cnidaria; Anthozoa; Actiniaria; Edwardsiidae. The transcript has a single exon. Bases 1 to 1863 code for a protein of 620 amino acids. The record is from RefSeq and is a predicted model, not a curated record.
AUGUGCUCUGUUACAUUUGAGCUUGGAAAUAUGGGAAAACAAGCACUGAUAAGUCAUGCUAAAGGCAAAAAACAUCUUAGGAGAGUUGCUCCAUCGACACAACAAGUUUCUUUGAACUCUUUUGUCACUGUGCAAAAGCAAGAAUCCGAACAAAAUUCUUCAGCAGCAGAAAGGACAAUGACUGUACCACCUCCUCCCGUCGAUCUUUCUCAAGUUGCCAGUUCAUCUGAUUCAUCUAAAGGCACAAUUAAAAAGUAUGUUACCAAAGAUGAAACUCUAAAAGCAGAGGUGCUGUGGGCUAUAAAAGUCCUCAUGUCUCACUAUUCCUGUAAUAGUAGUGCAGGCACUGACAAGCUAUUUUCCAAUAUGUUUCCAGACAGUGUAAUUGCCAAACAGUUCCAAUGUGGAGCAACAAAGUGUUCAUACUUGAUUUGUUUUGGCAUUGCCCCAUUUUUUCAUGAUGAAUUAAUGAAAAGACUUCAAGAGCAAGGAACAAUGUAUGUUAUCUCAUUUGAUGAAUCGCUGAAUAAAGUGAUCCAGAAAGAACAGAUGGAUUUGAUUGUGCGCUUUUGGGAUGUUCAGAAGAAUAAAGUUGUAUCAAGAUACAUUGAUUCCCAGUUUCUUGGUCACACAAGAGCUGCAGAUUUACUUCAAAGUUUCAAGCUAGGUCUACAAAAGCUGAAUCCUGCAAACCUUGUGCAGGUAUCGAUGGAUGGUCCUAAUGUUAACUGGAAAUUUCUUGAAGACCUAUUAGAAGAUAGAGAACAAACUGAUCCAGAUCUUCCAAAGCUCAUUAAUAUUGGUGCCUGUGGGUUACAUGUGGUACAUGGGGCUUUUAAAUAUGGAGCUACAGCCACAGGCUGGCGUCUUGAUAAACUUCUGAGGUCUCUCUGGUACACUUUUUCAGACUCACCAGCAAAAAGAGAAGAUUAUGAAGCCAUUUCUGGAAGUUCCAUGUGGCCACUACGGUUUUGUGGAACAAGGUGGCUGGAAGAUUUGCCAGUGGCAGAACGAGCAGUGGCUAUCUGGCCAAAUAUCAAGAAAUAUGUUGACGAGGUGUCAAAGCUACCAAAGAGCAAAAUUCCUACAAGCCAAUCUUUCAAAAAUCUACAGGCAUUUGUACAAGAUCCACUCAUUGUUGCCAAACUUGAGUUCUUUAUUAGUAUCGCACGCAUUCUUGGGCCUUUUUUGAAGAAAUUCCAAACCGAUCAGCCCAUGGUCCCCUUUCUUACACAAGAUGUACAAACCAUACUUGAAGCAAUCCUUUCCAAGUUUGUUAAGAAGUCUGUGCUUCAAGAGGCAACAACAUGUGCUAAGCUUGCUAACAUUGAUGUUAGCAAGUCUGAUAAUCUUCUACCACCAAGGAAGGUAGAUGUAGGUUUUGCUGCGAAGAUGUCAGUGCAUAAGAUGGAAAGUACUAAGCAAGCCACACCUCUACAAAUCCUGGAAUUCCAGAAUAAUUGCCUUGAAUUUCUGAAACAAUUAUCUAGCAAGGUAAUGGACAGAUCUCCUCUAAAGUACAAGAUGGCUAGGAAUCUGGUGUCUUUAAAUCCUAUUUACAUGGCAUCAAACCCUGAAGCAGCAACAACCAGAUUCUCCAAUGUCCUUCAGCAACUGAUAUCGCAUAAAAUGAAAUCUACCCAUUGUUGUGAUAUUGCUCUACAGCAGUACAAGGCAUUCCUUGCUGAUGUGGAGAGAUACAGUAAGGAGGACUUCAAGUCCUACCAGUCAUCAGACAAAGCACUUGAUGUCUUCCUAGCAGAGUACUUUCACCAGAAACCACAGUAUGCAGACCUUUGGCAAACAGUAAAGAUGCUGCUUAUCUUGUCCCAUGGUCAAUCCUGUGUUGAAAGGAUUCUCUGAUAACAAGGAUAUCGUGAGCAACAAUAUGCACCAAGACACGCUUGUUGGAUUUCGCAGAGCUCACAGUGGUGUCAAAAGUCUGGAAUGUCCAAUUGAAGAUUCUAUCACAACUGAGCUGCUUACAUCUUGUAAAUAUGCUAGUAACAGAUACAGACAAUCUUUAGCAGAGAAGAAAUCAAUUGAGGCAAAAACCCAUAAAGAAAGCUUGAAAAGAAAAGUCGAAGAAGACAUCAAGCAAGCAAAAAAGAAAAAACAAAAGCUUGAAACUACAGCUACUGCUCUUCUGAAAGAAGCCGAUGACCUUGCUACUAAUGCAGAAAUGAAGGGAGACUUUAGCAUUCUUGCAAAGUCGAACGCCUUGCGGGUAAAA